CAUGGCCCAUUAGCACAGCACAUACACCAGCUCAGCGCUGCACAGGACACAGCAGAGCGGUUCCUGACCCUCUGACUGUGGAGAUGCGGUACCUGCUGACCACCCAGAGCCAGGGCUGCUACAGGGAGCAGAUCCAGAAGGAGAUGCUGACCCGUCUGGCCUGGAGGAGCCGCUACGCCAGCCUCUACCCGUCCUGUUCGCUGCCUCAGCAGCUCAGCAGGGAGCCGCCGCCGCCCGCUGACCCCAGGCCUGUCCUGCCUCCUCCUGCCAGGACAGAGGGGGGGCAGAGCCACCUUCCUCCUCCUCCUCAUCCUCCUGCCAGGACAGAGGGGGGGCAGAGCCACCUUCCUCCUCCUCAUCCUCAUCCUCCUGCCAGGACAGAGGGGGGGCAGAGCCACCUUCCUCCUCCUCAUCCUCAUCUUCCUCCUCCUCAUCCUCCUGCCAGGACAGAGGGGGGGCACUGCCACCUUCAACCUCCUCAUCCUCAUCCUCCUGCCUUGUCUGAGGAAGGAGACGAGAAGCUGACUGACACCAGCAUCAUGAGGCCCGCGUCUCCACAGACCAGGCACACUCUCUAUCAGGACUCCUCUCACCAUGGGAGAGGACGGAGUCUGUACCUGCAGAGACGUGGUCGGAUCAGACCCGAGGAGAGGUUCCAGUUCCCCCUGCUGUCGUCCUGGGAGUACGGAUGGAGGCUGGGAGACUACUCCCUGAACUACAGAACCCCGUCCUGCGCGCGGUCUCCGGUGGUGAAGAACGCUUUCUACGCCCGCAACGGCGUGUUCCACAGCGCGUCCGCUACCGACGCGCUGGGCUGAGCGUGCGACUCCAGUGGUUACAACAUCUGUUUGCUCUGAAUCCUAUAAUCUGUCCUAAUGUGAAAACUCUGGUUUUUGUUCUAGUUCAUUAUGUUGACUGUGACUGUGUCUGAUGCUAAAUAAAGCUGAGUUUAAAGCGUUGCUCAUGAGAAUGUGACGCUGUGAACCCAGCGUGUGGAGCUGUAAGGUUAAGUGUGUGACAACCUGAUAGGACGGUGGAUAAUUAAUGAGCUGGCAUCAGUCUCUGCACCCGAUCCUGAGCUGCUGGAGGAAAUGUUUCUAAUCAUGACACUCUGACACUCGUCCCGUUACGUUUCCUCUGGAAGCUUCUGUUACUGUUACACAAACUACAAUCUUAUUUCAUGUUAAACAGUCACUAUAUGAAUAUAUACAUUACACGCAGGGAUUUCAGUGUGGUGUAAGUUUUUCUGUGAAUAUUAAUGUUUUUAAAACCACAUUCAAGAAUAAUAAACAGAGAACUGUUGACUGUGACUCAUUUAUUAUAGUGUAAAAGUUCAAAACAGGCUUAAAUGACUUGAAUUCUAAACCAUAGAACCAU
Messenger RNA from Betta splendens (Siamese fighting fish), 1377 nucleotides. RefSeq names its product protein ATP6V1FNB. Bases 84 to 818 code for a protein of 244 amino acids. The record is from RefSeq and is a predicted model, not a curated record. The transcript has 5 exons. NCBI's taxonomy places the organism in Eukaryota, Metazoa, Chordata, Actinopteri, Anabantiformes, Osphronemidae.